UAAAACGCCACAGAAGAAGUGGAGUAGACUGCAGAAGAAGAGUUUGGCUCACGCUGUCUGGAGGUGUGCUGGUGCCGUGGUUCUGUUUUGGCUGGCUAGGCUUUGCUAGGUUCGGUUGUUGAUCAUGGCUGCUUCAAAGCCAGUCGAGCCCCAGUCCGGGACCGGACUCCCCCGCUGGCAGCUGGCCCUGUUGGUCGGGACUCCCAUCGUACUCGGAGUGGGCGCAGUUUAUCUCUGGAAUCGCAGCAGGGCGAAGGAGAGGAAGCGGACAGGGGAGCGAAAAACCCCAGAAGGCAGUGCCAGUCCCGUGCAGGGCCAAGACGGCGAGGCCCGGACCAACCGAGACCAGGAGAACAUGAGCCCUUUGGAUCGAGCCCAAGCAGCCAAGAAUAAGGGGAACAAGUACUUCAAAGCUACCAAGUAUGAGAAUGCCAUCCAGUGCUACACAGAGGCCAUUGCUCUGUGCCCCAAAGAGCAGAAGGCUGAUCUGUCGACGUUUUACCAAAACAGAGCAGCAGCGUACGAACAGCAGAUGAAAUGGACUGAAGUGGUACAGGACUGCACUCAGGCCGUGGAGCUGAACCCGCGUUACAUCAAGGCUCUGUUCAGACGGGCCAAAGCUCUGGAAAAGCUCGAUAACAAGAAGGAGUGCCUGGAAGACGUAACAGCAGUGUGCAUCCUGGAGGCCUUCCAGAACCAGCAGAGCAUGCUGUUGGCAGACAAGGUGCUGAAACAGCUGGGAAAGGAGAAGGCUAAAGAGAAAUACAAGAACCGCGAGCCGAUGAUGCCCUCCCCUCAGUUCAUAAAGUCGUACUUCAGCUCGUUCACUGAUGACAUCAUCUCACAGCCUCUGCAGAAGGGCGAGAAGAAGGAUGAGGACAAGGACAACGAAGGGGAAGCAGCUCAAGUCACUGAAAGUUCUGCUUACCUGAAGGCUAAACAGUACAUGGAGGAGGAAAACUAUGACAAAAUCAUCAGCGAGUGCACCAAGGAGAUCGAGUCAGGAGGUCGAUACACAGCAGAGGCGCUGCUGCUGCGAGCUACUUUCUACCUGCUGAUCGGGAAUGCCACUGCUGCCCAACCGGACUUGGACCGCGUCAUCAACCUGCCAGAUGCCAACGUGAAGCUGCGAGCAAAUGCUCUGAUCAAGCGUGGGAGCAUGUACAUGCAGCAGCAGCAGCCGGUGCUCUCCACUCAAGACUUCAACACAGCAGCUGAGAUCGACAAGCGCAACCCUGACGUUUAUCACCACAGGGGCCAGUUGAAGAUCCUUUUGGAUCAGGUGGAUGAUGCUGUGGCAGAUUUUGACGAGUGCAUCCUCCUCAGACCUGACUCUGCUCUGGCUCAAGCACAGAAGUGCUUUGCCCUUUACAGACAAGCGUAUACUGGAAACAACCCAACACGUGUACAGACGGCCAUGGAUGGAUUUGAGGAUGUUAUCCGAAGAUUUCCAAAAUGUGCUGAAGGUUACGCUCUUUAUGCUCAGGCUUUGACUGACCAGCAGCAGUUUGGAAAAGCCGAUGAGAUGUAUGACAAGUGUAUUGAACUGGAACCAGACAACGCAACAACAUACGUCCACAAAGGUUUGUUGCAGCUUCAAUGGAAACAAGACCUCGACUUGGGUCUGGACCUCAUCAGCAAAGCAAUAGAGAUCGAUAACAAAUGUGACUUUGCCUACGAGACCAUGGGAACCAUUGAAGUUCAAAGGGGCAAUCUGGACAAGGCAAUAGAAAUGUUCAACAAAGCAAUCAACCUAGCCAAGUCGGAGAUGGAGAUGGCCCAUUUGUACUCCCUCUGUGAUGCAGCAUACGCCCAGACAGAAGUCGCUCGCAAGUACGGCCUGAAACCUCCCACAUUGUAACUUAACGGUCGGCGUUGUGGAACCUGCUGUUUGGAAAGUACGACUAUCCGACAUUUUGUUUUUGUUUAGAAGGAGAAACAUAUUUGAAUAUAUUCAAAUAAACACCUAAAUCUAAAGAAAAUACUGUGAGAACUUCACAUAGUUUCACUGGACCGUUUGUUCAGGUUUAUGGUUUUUCAGUUUCUUUCAUUUUGUAACAUACGGUAAUGUCUUCUGAAUGCAAGUUAAAAAAUUGCUGUCAAACUUGUCAUGUCUGUAUUUACAGUUCUGGAAUGGAUUUCUUGAUUGCGGGCCUGUUCAGAUGUACUUUUAUUUUUUAUUGUUUUCUGUUGAACACUAGCUAAUGUUUGAAACCUUAAAUCCUUUUGAGUUUGAGAAAUAAAGUACGUUUUAAUGGUCAGGCGUUGACACAUUUGAUGAUCUGGUUGUUUUUGUUUUGUUCCUCGUCCCCCAACUCAUUUGUUUUAGACUUAUAAUUGAGGUUUAUAUUUUGGUGUAAACUCUUUUUUGUUUGUUUGUUUUGUUGGAGUUUUUGAUAAAGUGGUUGAAGUCUUUACCCUCCUGUUAAAGUAAAAUUUCCAAACGCCGGCCUUAUCGUUUACAGCCUCCAUGCAGCUCCGGCAGGCUCUUGUAAAAUGUGUGAUGUGGUUCUUUAAUAGCAUCUAAACUGUUGUAUUUUAUUUUUUUUAUUAUUAUUAAAGAUGUAGCUGUUCUGCUGAGCUUUGGAGUUCUCUCAUAUUUUCUGUAAAUGUUCCCCUCAGCAGUAAUGGUUGAACAGUUUUAGAAGAACCGUAUCAUGCAUUCUUUCCGCGGCCGCUGCUGCUAAGGACGAGCGCUAAAGUAAUUCUCAAACUCAAAAGGUGAUUUUCAAAAUCAUCAACUGACUUACAUUUCUGGCUGUUUGUUAAAAUAAUGCCCUUCAAUGGUGUGAAUGGUGACCAAACAAAUUAAGAAUCCUAAUAAAGUUAUAAUUCUUGGAAUGAAGUUCAGCUCAACAAAUGUA
Oryzias melastigma (Indian medaka) is the source of this 2864-nucleotide messenger RNA. RefSeq names its product translocase of outer mitochondrial membrane 70 homolog A (S. cerevisiae) (gene tomm70). Gene Ontology annotation, molecular function: protein binding. Lineage: Eukaryota; Metazoa; Chordata; Actinopteri; Beloniformes; Adrianichthyidae. The record is from RefSeq and is a predicted model, not a curated record.